This is a messenger RNA of Lycium ferocissimum, 3884 nucleotides long. Its product is annotated as BRCT domain-containing protein At4g02110-like. The transcript has 11 exons. The record is from RefSeq and is a predicted model, not a curated record. Bases 94 to 3474 code for a protein of 1126 amino acids. NCBI's taxonomy places the organism in Eukaryota, Viridiplantae, Streptophyta, Magnoliopsida, Solanales, Solanaceae.
AUUUAAGGGUUUUACUCUUGUGCUGAGUGUUCUACGGAUUUGUUCUACGCCUCGCUUUAGAAACCCCCUUUGUUCAUUCAUGUGUGAAAUUUCAUGAUAGGAACUUCAAUGGCAGAAACCAAGCAAGAUAUGUUCUCCAGAAUCUUCACUGGUGUUCGUUUUGUUCUUGUCGGAUUCAAUUUUCUAAAAUUGGAGCAGAUUCGGUUCAAGCUGUUGGUGGGUGGUGGAGUUGACGUGUCCGAAUAUGGACCGGAUUGCACACACCUCAUUGUAGAUAAAACUAUUUAUGAUGAUCCUAUAUGUGUUGCUGCCCGACGGGACGGAAAGGUUGUAGUCACAGGCUUGUGGGUCGAGCACAGUUUUGAUCUGGGAAUGCCUGUCGAUCACCUCUCUAUCAUGUACAGACCUUCAAGGGAUUUGGAUGGAAUCCCAGGCGCGAAAUCUCUAAUUCUGUGCUUAACUGGAUAUCAGCGGCAAGACCGAGAUGAUAUAAUGACAAUGGUUGGGCUGAUGGGUGCAAAUUUUUCGAAGCCAUUGAUUGCAAACAAAGUCACUCAUCUUAUUUGCUACAAAUUCGAGGGAGAGAAAUAUGAGCUUGCCAAGAAACUGAAGAAGAUAAAGCUAGUGAAUCACCGGUGGUUAGAAGAUUGUUUAAUGGCUUGGGAAAUUCUUCCGGAGGCUGGCUAUGAUAAAAGUGGGUAUGAGUUGGAGAUGAUGAUGGAAGCUGAAGCCAAGGAUUCUGAAGAUGAGCAAGAUGACAUUGCCGGUAACAUGGGUGGAGAGAGAGUUUCUUUCACUACUCCUCAACAUUCAAAGAGUCCCAAUCAAUUCCUUUUGAAGGAGGAAAUCUCUAGAAACAUCUCAGAGAUACACACACCUACAGGUUUGUCAGAUCUUGAAAACAAUAAGCAGCUGGCAUCAUGUGCUCCCAAGGAGUCAAAAUGGGACCUGGUUACAAUCUUUGAAGAAUCUCAUAAGAGGCAUCUUGAGACCCUUGGCACCACUGUGAGUAGAAAUGAAUAUGUGCCACUUAGCAUGCCACAAAAUGGAAAUAGUACAGCCUCAGUUUCUAAUAGUGCUAAGAAGUCUCCUAACUCUUGUCCGCCAAACAGUUGUGUUAGUAGUUAUUCCCGAAAAAAACCUAGAAGAAUUGGUCUCACCAUGGCCUCGGAACAAAUUGAGAGUGCAGGACGUCCUUCCACUAAUGCGGUGAGCCAACAUUGUGAUAACUUGAACUUCUCCUCAGAGAAAGAGCAGGAUGAAACUGACGUUGGUUCUGCAAAAAUUCCUACUAGUAAAAUGUCAUGCCUUGAAAAGGGCCAAAGUAGUAUACUCCCUGAGAAACUCCCUGAGAAAAGGAGUGUGGACAUGAUAUAUAAUGGCUCUCCAAAAAGUAUUCAUAGUCCAGAAAGCAUGUUAAAUGGUGACCUGGUGGAAGAUCGUGGUGUAGAGUUAGGCAGACAUUUGUCAUUACUGAAGAAUGUCCAGUUUGGCAACGGUGCAAGUCUUGAUCCCUUGCAAACUUGUGAUUCUUCAAUUUCCAAUUCCUUAAAACAUGGCAGUCAGCUAGAGUGUGAUGAGGAUGUAUUGCGAGCUGGCACUUGUGUGAUCGUGGGGUUAAAAAAGACUGCUUUGAGCUGCAAUGUUGACCCUGUGAAUUUUCACUCAUGUGAGACUGAGUAUUCUACUGGUGAACAUAACAGCCCAAGGAAUGAACUGCAAACUGUCAAAAAUCCAUCUCCAGGCAAUGAAAGAGAAGAUAUUGAGAAGUCUACUCAGUUGGCUGAACUGGAAAAUGCUGUAGGAGAUACUAGGUCAGGGUCUAAUCCAUUAAAGAGAAAAUCCCUUUCCAAGAAGACACUGGGCUCUGGACUAAAUCUCUGUGAAAGGGACGCAAGAAAUCAGAAAGGUACUACAGUUCUUAACAAGACUGUUCCGGCAAAUGAUUCUGCACCCUCUGUGAGCUGGGGUAGAAAGGACAGAGAUCACCAAGAGGUUCGGAGAUUUGCAAAGGUUGAGGUUCCAUCAGCAGGCAGUGCAGAAUCAAGCAAAGAGACUGAGAAAAGAAAAUACGUGGAUUCUGCAAAGAAAGAUGUGAAAACAGCUGAAUCCAAAAAUGAUGAUGCUGAAACUCCUGAGGACGAAGAGUAUGAUGAAUUGAAUGUCUUAACAGGAGAGUCCAGUGGAGUACCACAGUCUCGGGUUAAAUCUGCAGAGAAACUAGUUGUGAACACGAAUCAGACUGAUGUGGAAGAUUGUGCUGUGAGGCAUGAUGCUGACAACAAGGACUCUGAAGGUCAAAAGACUAUUUCUGGCAAGAAGACCAGGUCAAAUAGAUCAACUUCUGCACAGAAUGAUGUGGAUGAGAAAGUAACCAAAGGUCCAAAGUAUUUGAUGAAGAGGAGCAAAACAACUAAUUUAGCUCCUAAACGAGCUGUAUUUUCUGCAAAAUUUGCCCAGAGAAAGAAGUCCAAAAAUGAUAAAAACAAGAAUGUGGAAACAGAGAAUGGAAAAAGUUUACCUGAAACAAGUGAACCCACAGCACUGGCACUUGAUCAUGAAUUGAACUCCAUGGUUGUGGAGAAGGAGAAUAGACCUCUUACUGGAGGCCAAAGCUCGAGUUAUAAUGAACAUGGAGCUGGCAAAACUUCUCCAAAAUGUGAUAAAAGAAAACCUCUAAAGGCUGAUGUUGCAAAUCCUCGCUCAUUGCAGGUUACUAAAGCAGAAACUGAGCCGAAGUGGUUUAUCCUUAGUGGACAUCGGCUGCAAAGAAAGGAAUUUCAGAAGGUCGUUGAAUGUUUGAAAGGAAAAGUGUGCAGGGAUUCUCAUCUAUGGUCAUAUCAGGCAACUCAUUUUAUUGUUCCAGAUCCAGUUCGCAGAACUGAAAAAUUGUUUGCUGCUGCAGCCUCUGGAAGGUGGAUCCUGAAGUCUGAUUAUUUAACAGCCAGUAACGAAGCUGGAAGAUUCUUGGAUGAAGAAAAAUAUGAAUGGCACAGAAAAGGCUUAACGGAAGAUUUAGCAAUCGACUUAGAAGCUCCAAGGAAGUGGCGGCUCCUGAGGAAGAGAACUGGACAUGGUGCAUUUUAUGGAAUGAAGAUAAUCAUAUAUGGAGACUGCAUUGUACCACCAUUGGAUACACUGAAGCGCACUGUCCAGGCCGGAGAUGGUACAAUAUUAGCAACUUCACCGCCUUACACUCGCUUCCUUAACUCAGGUGUCGAUUUUGCCGUUGUCGAUGAGACCAUGCCCCGUUAUGAUAUGUGGGUUCAAGAAUUCUUAAGGCACGAGAUACCUUGCAUUUUGCCUGACUACUUGGUGGCUUAUGUGUGCAAACCCUGUUAUCCCCGUGACAAUUACAUACAAUACAAUACUCAUACUUGGGUAGAAAGGUCAUUGAAAAACCUGGCAGAUCGCUUGGAAGAGGUUGUUGUAGAUACGGUGCCAUCAGAUAACAACAGUAACGUGGAAUGCUGAUACGUGUUGGUGAAAGGGGGGUUCCAUGGAUGUGGCAUUGACAUUUAUAUUUUUAUAACUGCGACCCUCGCCUUGGGUGUGUACAGGGGAAAGACUGGUUUUGCGGAGUCUAUAGCAAGAAUAGUAUGAAGAAAAAGUAUUCCAAGGAAUUCCAGCAAAAUACUCCAUUUCAUUAAGGUGUACCAGCUGAGCGCCAACUUAAGUUGGUCGUUUUGGAUGUACAAAGUAGUUAUUUUCCUCAUAUGAUUGCUUUAAUAGUUAAGAUAUAGUGACCAUUUUAUCCCGUAGAAGCAGCUACCUAUUAGUUCAAAAAUUAAUGGCUUGCCGGAUGUUGGUGUUGGAGACUGUUUAAUUUUGUAGAGUAGUUUCUUGGUGACAUUUCUUGGUACAGAUUUUCUUAACCCGGAGUC